This is a messenger RNA of Bacidia gigantensis, 1437 nucleotides long. RefSeq lists its product as uncharacterized. Gene Ontology annotation, molecular function: 1-alkyl-2-acetylglycerophosphocholine esterase activity. The transcript is spliced from 2 exons. Lineage: Eukaryota; Fungi; Ascomycota; Lecanoromycetes; Lecanorales; Ramalinaceae. The coding region runs from base 1 to 1437 and encodes 478 amino acids. The record is from RefSeq and is a predicted model, not a curated record.
AUGACCUUCUUUUCCCGGCUCAAUCCCGUCCCAUCCUUCCCAGCCUACUCAGGACCCUACAAGGUCGGCACCUUCGACUAUGAGGUACCAGUCCACGAGCUAUCGAAGUCGAUAUCACCACCAGACCCCGCAAUCACUACUAUACGCUUCCGCUUGUUCUAUCCUUGCGAGAGAGAAACAGGAAAGAUAAAGCCCCUGCACUGGCUACCAGAGCCGCAAGGAGAACAUUUGAGAGCCUUCUAUCGCUUUUGUCAGGCAACUCCAUGGCUUGCUACCCUUCUAAGCCAUUUGUGUGGAUCGCUAGCAAGUCAUGGCCUUGUUGUGGUCGCCCCCGAGCAUAGAGAUGGCAGCGCACCUAUCUCAAUUAUUAAGGAGACAACGAAGAGCAAGGGAGUACCUAUACAUUACAAAACUCUGGCGCAUCAGCCUACACCAGAGGUUGAAGAGGGCCGAAAUGAGCAAUUGCGGAUCAGGUGCUGGGAAUUGGCACUUGUUCAUCAUGCGCUGCUAGAAAUUGACGUAGGUAGAGCCUUGACGAAUACUCGGACUCCUGGUGCAAGCACAGAGGUUGCCUCACACUUCCAAGGUCGCCUUGAUGUUCACACACCGGGCAGGAUUGCUUGGGCAGGUCAUUCAUUUGGAGCAACGACUACCGUCCAAUUCAUCAAGUCCAUCUUUCACGGCGGGUCACACUUGUUGAAGGUGCCUCCUGAAAGUCAGCUAUCUAAGCAGAUCACACCAUCUUCGUCAAUAUCCUUGCUUGACCUCUGGGCAAUGCCCUUGUUCCCACAAAGCUCUUCGCUCUGGGCGAAGCGACUGCCAGCCUUCUCCGCCAAGUCAUCGCAAUCAGCUUCCCCUCCCUUAGCCAUACUUUCUGAAGGCUUCUACAAGUGGUCCUCAAAUCUUCGGCAGACUAUUCUCGCCAUAUCAGGCCCAGAGUCCUCGUCAAUAAAACCAUGGAUUUCCUACCCAGUAAAAUCCGCGCACUUGUCGCAAUCGGAUUUUGGUAUCUUGUUUCCGUGGCUGACGAAGAAAGCGCUGAAGGUUGAGGAGCCAGAAAGGACCUUGAAGCUCAACGUCCGCGCCAUUCUAGAGUCUUUGAGAAGAAACGACAUCGAAGUCGCAGACACAAGCCAAAUUGAUAUGGAGACAGCAGAUGAAUUGGAGCAAAAAGAGCACACAGCGCUGGGGACUACAAUGAUGGGGCAAGAUCACAAAAUAUUGGCUGCAGAUGGGGGCAUCCGAGGAUGGAUCGCCAUCGACCCUGAUCAAGAGCUGCAAAAGAGGUCCGUAACUUUGAGUCGAACGACAACGACGGCAAAUGGGGACGCCAAUAUCAAGACGCCAAAUGGGUCUGUUGCAAACGGCAGUGUGACAAAAGUCAAAGCAGAGGGUGGUCCAGGCCAGCAGGCCAUGAAGAAGGAGAUGAGCGAUUGA